GUAAAUGUAAAAGGGCAGAAGAUCAGAGAGCCAAUCCAUUGUCAUGAAGCCCAUCUUGUAGGACACUUACUAAUGAGCAUGGAGAGGAAGGGACCCAUCCAACAAAAGCUUUAGAUAACCACAAAGCUGCACUUCUCACCCAGUUGCUGAAUCUCAUCCUUAUUAAAAAGGUUCCAGUCUUAUUGCCAUCAAACUGUAUCUAGCAUGUCUUCUACUGACCAAGGAAGUGAUACAGCUGAAAAUGCUCUCAAAAAUGCUGAAAUUGAACAACCAAAUGCCUGUGAGAUAGAGAAAGAACUUCCACUUGCUGAUGCCAACAUAAUUUCUCAGGUGGAAAACAAUGAAUCAGGCAGGGAGCUAAACUCAUCAAUCUCCCAAGAAGAUAUGUAUACCCAAGCAACAGAAAAUAGCCAUUCUGAAGAAGAGAAGACUCAAAAUGAUCCACCAAAUGAAGACUUAACAGAAGACACUCUUCUACUACAGAUACCUAUCCCAAGAAAGCUGGCAUUUCCUAGGUUAAGAUUGUUUAACAUUCUCUAUCUCUCAAUCCCACAACCACAAAUUCAUGAAAACAAGCCCUUAUCUGAUAAAACAAUGUUCUAUCCAGGAAGGAUGGAGAUGAGAAUAAGUGAUUAUUUUCCUAAUUCCACAUGUGACAAAAUAGUACAUUCUUAUUCCCUGCAAUGGCGCUUCCCGUUUAUUCAUUUUGAUGAGAUAAAUAGGAUGAUCAAUCGCCUAUUGUGCAGGAGAAAUUUCUCACCACCUGAACAUUGUCUACAUAACACAUGGGUAAAACAUAAAUAUGCAGCCAUUCUUUCUGACCCAAAUUUUCUCAACAACGUUGAAAGAAAUAUUGUCUUUGGAAGGCCUUUGAGAGUGUAUUACUACCACACACUUAUUGAAAGAUUGACUCAAAGAAAAACUAGUAAGUCCUAUCAAAACAACAAUGGAAACCACCCUUCUGUGAGGUCAAGAUUCUACCUGCCACAGUUCCCAACCCAGAACAUUGUCCAUAGAAAAUAUUUUAAAAAUAAUUGGAGAACUUGUCACAAACUGAAACUAGUAAUCAUAACCUACAAGAAUAAUUGGAAAUAUCUUUGUCCCAUCUGUGGGUGUACUUUCGACAACUUUCAAGAUUUUAAACAUCAUUUCUGUAACUUUUCUGGAAAUUAAAGUAGGAUUAUCUCUCUCUUUUUACAUUUUCAGUUCUAAAAUUUAGUAAUGUUAAUAUUCAUCUGAAACAAUAUCUUGUGAUCUGUAAAUUUAGGAUGAUUCCAUUACACUGCAAAACUGAAUACAAACUAUGUACUACAAUAAACAUUUCAGGGAAGAGAAUUAAUCUUCAUAUUUAUCAUUGGAAUAUGAAGCUGUUUAUUUACAUUGAGUCAGCAACUGAACCAAGAUGAUGUUUGCAACUCCCUUGACAUCUAUUUCUGCUGAUAUAAGUAUUGUUACUGGCCACAAAUUAAACAAUAUCCUGGUAAAGAUAGCAACAGAGAGAUAGACAAAGUCACACCAGGGACUUCUAGAGAUUCUGUUCAAUGAAAUAUCUGGUUCUCUCUAAAAUUCAAUAAAAUCAUAGUAAUGACAUUGCAAA
This is a messenger RNA of Peromyscus leucopus (white-footed mouse), 1597 nucleotides long. It is a transcript of the gene Cpxcr1, whose product is annotated as CPX chromosome region candidate 1. The transcript is spliced from 3 exons. NCBI's taxonomy places the organism in Eukaryota, Metazoa, Chordata, Mammalia, Rodentia, Cricetidae. The record is from RefSeq and is a predicted model, not a curated record. Bases 205 to 1173 code for a protein of 322 amino acids.